This is a messenger RNA of Centropristis striata (black sea bass), 1581 nucleotides long. Its product is annotated as actin-binding Rho-activating protein-like. The transcript is spliced from 2 exons. NCBI's taxonomy places the organism in Eukaryota, Metazoa, Chordata, Actinopteri, Perciformes, Serranidae. Bases 167 to 691 code for a protein of 174 amino acids. Gene Ontology annotation, biological process: positive regulation of Rho protein signal transduction. The record is from RefSeq and is a predicted model, not a curated record. Gene Ontology annotation, molecular function: actin binding.
AGCAUCCGCACUCUUGCUACUGUCAGCAGCAGCGGUGCUGCAGUAUUGUGAAGUUGUUGUGCAUAGUUGCAGUGUAACCACAUGGGUGUUUUGACCUUUGGUUGCAAUGAAUCAUUAUUGCAGGAGGAGUGAGGAUCGAGUCAGUGAAUGACAUAGAGAGGCAGAGAUGGGGACGAACAGCCAGAGCACCACCAUCAUGGAAACAGAAGAUGACGUCCCAGACCCUGCUCAGUUUAGCGAAGACACUGCAGCGUGCAUUGUUUCUGUGAAAGGAUUAAAAGAGAACUGGCAGAAGUGGUCCGAUGAGCAACGGGAGUACCAGAAGCACAAUCCCUUCAGUCACGACACCAGGCCCAGUGUGGUGGUCCCUCAGAGGGGGCAGGACGACUACGGGAGACCCCUGCAGGGGUCCAUGACUGAGCAGCGGGGGAAGGAUGCUCACACACACAUCAGCAGAGAGGUGGAGGAGCUGUGUGAGGUGAUAAGGAACAUUGGAAAACCUGUAGACGAAGAUGGGGAUAGAAAAGUGAUCACUGUGGAGUUUGGGAAACUGUUUGAGCAUUACGUGACCAUCUCUAAUAAACUGGUGGGGAUUCUUCUGCGGGCGAGGAAGCAGAGGCUGGUUGGCUUUGAGGGGGAGAUGCUGUGGCAGGGGAAGGAUGACCAUGCAGUUAUCACUCUGCUGCAGUGAUCACAAACCUGUUUUUAUACCUUGAUUUAUGUUCCAUGCAGGACAUGCAGUGGCAUGUAACAAGCUACUUCAUGGCAGCACUCACUGUGGUAUUCAGUUAGCAGAGGGAUAGCACUAACUAUACUUCAGUGGCUGAUAAACCACACCACCUACUGAGGAGUGUACGUUAGGCAUACGAGUGCAGCAAGCAGAAAAAGUCACGUAAAAACCUAAAAGAAAUGGAAUGAGACAGUUAAAAUUAGAAACGUUGAUACAAAUUUGGGUCAUACCAGGUGAACAGCACUGAAAAAGGCCCAAACAAACAGGUGAAUGCUUUGCUGAUUCUGCCCCCACUAUCAGCCCCAACGACAAAAUAUAGUGUCAAAAAAUAAAAUUCUGAAAGAAGAAAACAACCCCCUUCUUACUUUUAACUACCUGAUGUAGUACUAAAGGCAACACUAUGAGAUUGAAUAGUGUUUCAUAACCAUUUAAAAAACUCCUUGUACUUUAACAACAGUGAUAUGGCAGAUAUACUAUAUUCAAGUUUAGAAAUAUACUAGAUUUGAUUGUGAUGCUAAAUCAGGUCUUAGCUGACCAAUCCUGUUUUUAUAUUUAUUAACUGUAGUGUGGGGGGAAUGGAGGAGUAAGCCACUGGAAUGAAGUCAGAGUGAGUCCGAACCGAAGCCAAAGAGAACAUGAGGCUGCCUGUGACAGACAAUAUGGUGCUAUAGGAUGAACUUGAUCCGACUUGGCCUGGGUGCUUCCGAGCUUGUGUUUAUUACAAGUGUGCUUUGUAAUUUUGGUAGCCUUGUUACAGUUUGAAACUUUGUACACUUGCACUGCACCACACUGAGAUAGAUGUGCAAUAAGCUACAAAUGCAGCUUUAAUAAAACGAGAACUACACAGUAAA